Molecule: messenger RNA, 1591 nt
Organism: Enterobius vermicularis (human pinworm)
Lineage: Eukaryota; Metazoa; Nematoda; Chromadorea; Rhabditida; Oxyuridae
Source: the annotation of a GenBank genome assembly
UUGUUCAUCCGACAAUGGUUUAUAAGAGGCAUUGGGACUUGCAUGAUGAUGGUUCCUUCAGGGACUCUGGGAAAGGAUCGGUAGCACUGCACAAGUUGAAAAAAUACAAACGGCAUUUGACUGGUGAAUUGGGCAGAGAUCAGUGUAGAAGGGAUUUUGCGAUGUCUUUGCUGGAUGUUGUUGACAAGCCUUUUGUGACGAAUCUGCUUGUCAGAUACAAGGGCACAGAGGACCAAAUCGAUAAAGAAAUAUAUGAUGUUCUUUUUUGUUUGGAACGGACGUAUCGUAUAGGUUUUUUUAAAGAAGGAGAUUAUCUUUUGUUCAGCGAAAGCUUUCAGUCUCUCACUCCUCUUGUGUUUGGCGAAAGAGCGAAACAUAAUUAUGAAAACUUACAGUCAUUUGGACAUAGUUUGAGUGCACGAUUAACCUCUGAGGAAGUACUCGACUUCUUAGAUCCAGAAAUGAUGUGGUUUACUCUUUCCAAUUUCAGUGAUUCGCCUUAUUCUUUGCGUAAGUGUAAGGGAAACCAGAUUUAUGAUGCGAGGUUUGUACUGCGCCUGCUUGUCUCGGUUUCUGAUGUGGGGAUGGAAGUAAGCAACAAAAAGUUUAUUCAGUGCAACGCAUUAUCAUUUGCAUUAGCAGCUACUAGCCUUUAUGAAAGGGAGAACCGAGCUUUGGCCUAUGUUAUUUUGCACCGAUUUUUAAAUCGGCUAUCAGAUUUAUCUUUGGAAAAUUUCAAUGAACGGCCAUUUUAUCUAUAUGUCUUAAGAGUUUUUCGGAACAGCAUCGAAAAGAGUAACCAGCGGAUACCUCAUGAUUUCGUUACUAGGUUCUUCAAUUCACAUUGGAAUUUGGCCGAGGAAACUACAAAACCUGCAGUUUCAGUCGUUUCGCUGUUUAUGGCCGAAGUCGUCAAGUUAUUUUUAUGUCCAGAGAAUCCACUCUAUCGACCGAUUCUUUCUUUCUUUUUGCUGAAACCCACGCUGAAUAUGGAAGAUGUUCCUGAGUUUUAUAAAUUAUUAUUAAGCUCAAGCACUGAUCAGCAUCAGGAGGAAAGGCGGUGGAUUUUGAGACUUAUUGCUGAUUCUCUGAUUGAGCCUUACGAUUACAAUAUAAUGCAAAAAAGGUUUGGGGUAAAGUUGUGCUUAUCUUUGUUUGGAAGUUGUAUGUCGGAUUGGAUUUCGAGAAGGUAUGUGCUAUUUAUCUUAUCCGCAGCACUGAGACACUCGUCUGUUGCUCAUGACCUUUUCCAUCGUCAUAAUCUGCUGUGUUGGAUAGCGACUACUAUACAAGUUGCUCAUAGCUUUCAAUUCUUCUUUGCUAUGCAAGAAAAAGACUUUAUAACUCGUUGGGAAGCGUCAUUUCUGUGUCAGUUAUUUGUAAAUUUGCUAGUUCAUUUUGAGUCAAGGUUCUCUAAAGAUAUCGCUAAUGUCGGGCCUUCGUUUGGUAACUCAGAAAGGCGAGUGUGUCAAAUGCUAUGUAGAAAGGUUCUUCAAGUGAUUUGUAAGGAAGAUGAUAAGGGAAAAUCUUUAUGGUUUGAUAAAUUGACAGCUUAUUUGGAAAGCGAUGGGGAUAUUCGAAUAAAUUAGAA